Molecule: messenger RNA, 3774 nt
Organism: Chanos chanos (milkfish)
Lineage: Eukaryota; Metazoa; Chordata; Actinopteri; Gonorynchiformes; Chanidae
Gene: kcnh4b
Product: potassium voltage-gated channel, subfamily H (eag-related), member 4b
Exons: 18
Coding region: 1-3774 (1257 amino acids)
Biological process (GO): potassium ion transmembrane transport; regulation of membrane potential
Cellular component (GO): plasma membrane
Molecular function (GO): voltage-gated potassium channel activity
Source: RefSeq, a predicted model, not a curated record
AUGCCGGUGAUGAAGGGGCUGCUGGCGCCCCAGAACACCUUCCUGGACACCAUCGCCACACGAUUCGAUGGCACUCACAGCAACUUCCUUCUGGGGAAUGCGCAGGGUCACCGCGGUUACCCAAUAGUGUACUGCUCAGAUGGGUUCUGUGAGCUGACGGGCUUUGCGAGGACCGAGGUCAUGCAGAAAAACUGUAGCUGUCGUUUCCUCUACGGAGCAGGCACCAGUGAGCAUGUGGCUCAGGGCAUGCAGAAAGCUCUGGAAGGACGGGAGGAGUACCAGGCUGAAGUCCAGUUUUACAAGAAGGAUGGGACCUCCUUCUGGUGCCUGCUGGACAUAGUGCCCAUAAAGAAUGAGAAAGGGGAGAUGGUGCUGUUUUUGUUCUCCUUCAAAGACAUCACAGAUACACACGCCAAAGGCAACCACAGCAGCAAAAUAGACGAGGACAAGCGGCACAGCAGAAAAAGUAGCAGUUCCCAUCUGAGCGAGGCCAGGAAGCGUGGGCGAACCAUGCUUUACCAGCUCACCAGCCAGUUCUCCCGCGGUGGCAAGAGAGAGGUCAACCUCAGCAGUAACAUGUUUGAGAAGCCGUCACUUCCAGAAUACAAGGUGGCCGCCGUGCAAAAGUCCCGCUUCAUUUUGCUUCACUACAGUGUGUCCAAGGCAUUGUGGGAUUGGAUGAUCCUCCUGGCUACAUUCUAUGUGGCGGUGACGGUGCCAUACAAUGUGUGUUUCACGCCGUACGACGAUCUGGAUACAGCAGCCAGAAGCACCAUCGUCAGCGACAUCGCCGUGGAGAUGCUGUUCAUCCUAGAUAUCAUCUUGAAUUUCCGCACCACCUAUGUGAGUCAGUCAGGGCAGGUAGUGUAUGACUCGCGGUCCAUCUGCAUACACUAUGCUGCUACCUGGUUCUUUGUUGACUUGGUGGCAGCUUUACCCUUUGACCUCCUCUAUGCCUUCAACAUCACAGUGACAUCUCUGGUUCACCUGUUGAAAACGGUGCGUUUGCUGCGUCUGCUGCGUUUGCUACAGAAACUGGAUCGUUACUCCCAGUACAGUGCUAUGGUGCUCACUCUCCUCAUGUCCAUGUUUGCACUGCUUGCUCAUUGGAUGGCCUGCAUCUGGUACAUCAUUGGCCGCAAGGAGAUGGAGAACAACGACCUCGAAACCUGGGAUAUAGGCUGGUUACAUGAAUUGGGGAAACGACUGGAGACUCCCUACUUUAACCGUACGGUGGGCGGCCCCUCGGUGCGGAGUGCAUACAUCGCCUCUCUCUACUUUACCCUGAGCAGCCUGACGAGCGUGGGCUUCGGCAACGUCUGCGCCAACACAGACGCUGAAAAGAUCUUCUCCAUAUGUACCAUGCUCAUCGGGGCGCUGAUGCAUGCAGUGGUGUUUGGAAAUGUUACAGCCAUUAUCCAGCGUAUGUAUUCACGCCGCUCUCUCUACCACACGCGCAUGAAGGACCUCAAAGACUUCAUCCGCGUUCACCGGCUGCCUCAGCAGCUGAAGCAGCGCAUGCUUGAGUAUUUUCAAACCACCUGGUCUGUCAACAAUGGUAUUGAUGCCAAUGAGCUCUUGCAUGACUUCCCAGAUGAGUUACGUGCUGAUAUAGCCAUGCACCUGAAUAAGGACAUUCUGCAGUUACCCCUGUUUGAAGGAGCAAGCAGGGGGUGUCUUCGCUCUCUCUCCCUGCACAUCAAAACCUCCUUCUGCGCCCCUGGUGAGUACCUCAUACGCCAGGGAGACGCUCUGCACGCCAACUAUUUUGUCUGCUCUGGAUCUCUGGAGGUUCUAAAGGACAGCAUGGUGUUGGCCAUUCUGGGGAAGGGUGAUCUGAUUGGCUCUGAUCUUCCGGGGCAGGAUCAUGUGAUCAAAACGAAUGCAGAUGUGAAGGCACUAACCUACUGUGAUCUGCAGUACAUCAGUGUGAGAGCUUUAAGAGAAGUCCUAGAGCUUUAUCCUGAGUAUGCCAGUGUCUUCACAGCAGACAUCCAUCAUAACCUCACCUACAACCUCAGAGAAGGCAGCGAAGCUGAGGGUCUUACGAGAUUCUCAAGGUCACCCAGAUUUCCUCAUCACAAUCGCUCAGAUACCAAUGCAUCAGUAGAGGGCAAACUUUCCUCCAUAGUGGAAACAGGUGAUGAUCCAGAUGACUACUCCCAUCCAUCUCCGACCAUGCGGUCGCGUCGAAACCUUCUAUUACCGAACCUGAGUAGCCCUGUUCGUCGCACAUCCCUGGGGAACCUUUUGGGAGAUGAACUCCGGCAGUUUAAUGCCCUUCGACACUGUCGGUCACCUGUCAGGGGCAGGGGUCAAAGCCCAUCUCCCAAACAGAAGUCCAAAACGGACCUCCACCCCCAACCCCCCUCAUCCAGCACACCUGCACAUAACCCACAGUCUGAGGCAGGUGGCAGUCUACGGAAGCCCACCAAACUUCUCAUCCCCACCGUGAACUGCUUUGGACCACCUGAUCUCAGCCCAAGGGUCGUUGACGGCAUUGAGGACAAUGACCAUGUGUUUCACUUUAAUGUGGAGCAGAACAGGACCAAAGCUAAAGGAUCAGCAGAAGGUAAGAGAGAAGUGAAACAAAGAGAUUCUACUCAGAUGAAUGCAACAUUGCUCCAGGAAACAGAGGAAGUGAGAGAGAGUAUCAGCCACCUCAACAAGAAGAUGAGCAACCUGAACCAGGAGGUGUCUCAGUUAGCUAAGGAUCUGCAUCACAUGAUGCACCUCCUGCAGGCACAAGUAGCUGUACAACAUUACACAGCCUCCUUGUCCUCCUACCCCUACGGAGUCCAUAUGCUGGCCAAUCCAGCCAUGAGCACCGCCAUGGCUUACAGCAUGGGCUCCCACAUGCACCCGCACCAAGAGGCUCACAGCCACCAGCUACACCAAGAGUCCACCACCACCUCAGAGAACCUCAGCCAUCUUGGAGCCAGUGUAUGGAGCUUUGGUGGAGCCCACGGUGCUGGAGGGACAGGGAUGACUCACAAAGUAGAAGGACAAGGACCUUUCCCUCAGUCAGAUCUGCCUCAGUCUCCAGUGGUGUCUUGCAGCCCUGAGCCUGGCUCAGGUGCCUGGGGCUCUGGGUCAGCGCACAGCUCCUGUCCAGCCUCCAUCAACACUUCCACCACCUCUUACUAUACCAGUCAUCAACAUUCCCUCACUGGCUCCUCCCUUCUCAGCAUCAGCCAAGGCCUUCAAGGAACAGCUCCAGGGCACGACAGUGAGGAUCUGCGUUCAUCCCCUGGAGUUCACGGUACUCGUGAGGGAGUCGUAGCCAGUAUCAGCCAGUCCCAGCCCAGUUUGUGUAUGUUGCCUCCCCACAGCACUGACUACACACAUUUGCUUUCAAGUGCACCUACAUCCACACACUCACUUCUAAUUGCACCAAGUACAUAUCCACACCUUUACUUGCCGACAGAACCUUCCUCGCAAGCUAUUAAUGUGCUUGACCUCAAUGCUACUGUCCCGUGUGGAGACAGCCACAUCUCAGACACAUCCAACCUAUUGGAUGAGGACAAAGACAGCGGUGAUUUUUCCACAUCCCCACCUCCUCUAAGCUUUCCCAGGCUGGACGGACCCAGGGUAGACCUCCCUCUGGGGGACCUAACAGGAGUGGGCCACACCAGCCGAGAGUGCCUACUGACAGAGCAGGGAUCCACAGAGAGCCGGGACAGCGAAACAUCAGAGCCCAUCUCCCGGAGGUCCAGCAUUGUGACCCAAACCCAAGGCUCAGAACCCUCCUGGUGCCUGGACCUAAUGGACUAA